CGUGAAGAGACUUGUGCGCUUCGUCACUCCGUGACUUCCCAAUCAUUGCGUUUGAGUCCGCUUUCUCCUUCGCAUCUACAUCAAUCGACAUUCAAAUUGCGCCGGAAUAUUUUCACGACCAGUGCAGGGUGGAGUAUGUAGCUUAGCACAUCCUCUCCGAAACGCCGACACGGCCGCAGGCUUCCGAGUCACUCUACAAGCAUAACGGUCUCGUUUCCAUACCGGAGCGCUUGCUGCAAACAAACAAAUAUUCUUUCCCAGCCUUCGACGGGUCGCCGGCUGUCUUUCGAGAAAAAGGAUGAUGGAUCCUGUGGCGGCGUUUUGUUGAAAUCUGGCACAUCCUUAAAGCAUUGCGAUUUUUUCAGUUCAAGUCACAAACCAUUGCUCUUCAGCUUCUCAAAAUCUGUUGUCCCCCUCAUGGCAGCGAUCACGUCGCGAGAAGGGUGCUGGAGGCAAGGAUUGUAUGAAUAGACCGCGAGCCUGUCGGGCAGCCAUCUACCAGCACACAACAGAGGCGUAUAAUCAAGGGCGGUCUUGCGAGGAAAUACAUAGGUAUGCAAUGGUUGAAGAGGCGCAAAGGACGCGUCGAAGGAGGCCGACGAGGCGAAAGGUGCAUGGACGUAAUUCCAGAGCGGCAGGUCUGCCGAGCCAAGGCACGUGGCCAAUCAGCGUCGGCCAAUUUGUGGAAGCUGCUUGUGACAGCAUAAUUUUCUGAAGCUCCUUUCUCUUCUGUCACCGACGGCUUCAACUCAUCCCCCCACGACGAUGCCUUGACUCAGAAGAUCUUGAAGCUGUCUCGUCUCCCAUCUCAGACUCUUCAUUGAGACCGAAGCUCACAUCGGCCUCUGUGACGCCCGUGGUGUCCUGGCUAGGUCAACCAUGAGACACUCAGCAGCGAGGUUGCUCCUUAGAGCAUCGCGGCCUCGUCUACCAGCUCAUCCGUCGCCAAUCCAACCUCGAAUAUCUAAUCUCCCAGUCCGUAGACAUGCUUCCACCUCUGAAGAACGGCCGAACUUUACGUCUCGACUGGUUGAUGUUCUCUACGGCGCCACUCUUGUUUUCGGCCUUGGCAUCGUCUACUUCUAUGUCACCGAUACUCGAGCAAGCAUUCAUCGUUACGUGGUCAUCCCCGCCCUGAGACUGGUGUAUAGGGAUCCUGAAGAGGCACACCACGUCAGCAAUGGAAUUCUCAAAUCACUUUGGGACUUUGGCCUCCACCCGCGGGAACGGGGUGACCCCGACCAGAAGCACGAUCUCGAAGUUGAGGUCUUUGGGCAGCGCCUCCGGAAUCCAAUCGCUACUUCUGCAGGUAUAGACAAGCAUGCCGACAUCCCAGAUGUGCUUUUUGACAUCGGCCCCGCAAUCAUCGAGAUCGGUGGAACGACCCCCCUGCCACAAGAGGGCAACGCAAAGCCUCGCGUGUUCCGUCUAACAUCACAACAAGCGAUGAUCAACAGAUACGGUCUUAAUUCUGAGGGUGCCGAUCAUGUGGCCAUGAGACUGCGAAACAGAGUGAGAAGGUUUGCACACUCCCUUGGCCUCGGUGACGAUGAGAUCGCAGAAAAGGCUGUCCUUGAUGGUAUCGCAGGCGUCCCUCCGGGAAGUUUGAUCCCGGGCAAGUUGCUUGCUGUCAACAUUGCCAAGAACAAGUUCACUCCGGAGGAUGAUGUCGAGGCCGUCACUAACGAUUACGUUUAUUGUGUCGACAAGCUUGGACCCUAUGCUGAUAUCCUAGUCGUCAACGUGUCCAGCCCUAACACCCCUGGUCUUCGCUCAUUACAACAGUCCGACAAGCUGCGGACGAUCUUAAGUGGCGUGGUAAAUGCAGCAAGGUCUGUAGAGAGGCGAACGCGGCCCUAUGUGAUGGUGAAAGUGAGCCCGGACGAGGAUUCAGAGUCGGAAAUUGCAGGAAUAUGCGAUGCAGUCUGGGCUGCUGGUGUAGAUGGAGUCAUCGUGGGGAACACCACGAACCGCCGACCCGAGCCACUUGCUCACUUGAAAAACUUGUCCCCAACCGAGGAACAAAAUAUGCUUGAAAAGGGAGGGUUUUCUGGACCUCAUCUCUUUGAGAGAACGGUUGAUUUGGUGAAAAAAUACAGGAAAUUGUUGGUAGAGAAGCCUGCGUCGAUCGAUACCUCAAACACUCCGACCACAAGGAAAGGGGCGCUGGAAGCUGAAGCAGAUCGGAUUAAAGCGGCUCUGGCACCCAACGCCGAAGAAUCCAGCCCUGCUGGCACACCUGUUCCAGGCUCAGAUAAAAUCACUGCGUCUGUUGACACUGGCGUAGUGCCAAUCAGCGGCAUGCUUGAACAGAAUGCUGCGGACAAACAACCUCUCAUCAGCCUUCCAGACGAACGCCAAUAUGACAAGCCACAGCCAGAAACAGAAAAUCCCGAGGUCGAAGAAGCACCCGCGCUCGAUCUAGAAUCACGUUCGGCGGAAGAGAAGAAACAACUGCGGUCAAUUCAAGCGGCCAUAGAGCGACUUCCUCCUCGGGCACAGCGUGACGCCCUCGAUCGUCUCGAGUCUGGUCCAGCCCAUUUGGAAUCCAUUGAUCAGCCCAAGGUUAUAUUUGCGACCGGAGGAAUCACCAACGGCAAACAAGCUCUCGAGGUUCUCAAUGCGGGCGCCAACGUGGCCAUGGUUUACACUGCCCUGGUAUACGGAGGCAUUGGUACGAUAUCACGAAUCAAGGAUGAAAUGCGAAAAGAAAUCAAACGGCAGGACCAAGAAAAGCGCUCAAAUGCUCAAAAUUAGACUGAUGGUGUUGGGCACUAUCUUGGCCGAGUGAGUUCGAAAGUGAUCAAAUUGACGGCCGUGCCGUUCUCUUGAAUCAGCUCCUCGGCGACCCGGCGAAAACCACAUUUGGCCAAUAUCUUGGCACUCGCAAUGUUAUUGCCGUCUAUAUCUGCUCUCAAGACCUCCGGUACCAUUACAACGCAGUCAUCAGUCCCGGUUUCCCCCUCUGCCUCCUCGACCGUUACAUCUUUCCGGGGCAACUCCCACCAUGCUUGGAGCCACCGCCGAAGCGCUUCUGUGGCAUACCCUUUACCCCAAGAGUCGGUGCGCAACAUGUAACCACACUCGGGUGGUUCUGCGAUAUGACAGCCUAACACACCGAUGGGCUUGCCGGGACUCGCGAGCUCCUCAAUGGCAAAAUUGAAAGUGGUGGCGUCGUUUGGCGGAAGGAACCUGUUCAUCCAGACUUGUGUGGCCUCCUUGUCAACGUCGACUUUCCCGGUAGAGGUCCACUUCAUGACUUCAAUCUCUGAGCGAAGGGCAUGGAAGUCUUCCAGAUCCGAUUGUUGGAUGGGUCGAAGGAGCAGGCGAGCAGUGGUCAUGGGGGAUGGUGGGACGGGAAAUUCUGGACGCGUAGUUUUCUUCAUCUUCUACAGUCUCGAGGGAGUUGAGAUCGGAACAAAAGGUGGCAGGAUACAACGAAUAAAAUGCACAGUAACUAUUAAAUCGUCAAAAUACCUAUCUGCUUCGUCUGCCUCCUCAGGGAGAG
Molecule: messenger RNA, 3508 nt
Organism: Cladophialophora immunda
Lineage: Eukaryota; Fungi; Ascomycota; Eurotiomycetes; Chaetothyriales; Herpotrichiellaceae
Product: dihydroorotate dehydrogenase (fumarate)
Exons: 2
Coding region: 880-2757 (625 amino acids)
Biological process (GO): pyrimidine ribonucleotide biosynthetic process; 'de novo' pyrimidine nucleobase biosynthetic process
Cellular component (GO): mitochondrial inner membrane; cytoplasm
Molecular function (GO): dihydroorotate dehydrogenase activity
Source: RefSeq, a predicted model, not a curated record